CAAAUCGAUCUCGACUCUUCAGGAAUCGAGGAUCGAGACUGGCUAGGCGCAAUAGCUCUAAUGUGGGCAUCUCACAUUUGCAAUUCCGCUCAUGUCAACACACUGCUCCUGCGCGGCGCUAAGAUCGAAGCAAGAGAUUUAUUAGGCCGAACCGCGCUGCGUUAUGCUACUGAAGGCAGCUCACUGAGAUGCAUCAAGGUGCUUCUAGAAGCGGGAGCUGAUGUCCAAGCGGUUGAUGAUUAUGGUGCUGUCCCCCUUCACAACGUCGCUUACUCCCCCGACAACUGCGAGAUCGAGGAUAUCAUUUUGUGUCUGUGUGCCCAUGGCGCAGAUCGUGAGGCACGCAACAACGUGGGUUGA
Bipolaris oryzae ATCC 44560 is the source of this 360-nucleotide messenger RNA. RefSeq lists its product as uncharacterized. The annotation marks the transcript as partial. NCBI's taxonomy places the organism in Eukaryota, Fungi, Ascomycota, Dothideomycetes, Pleosporales, Pleosporaceae. The transcript has a single exon. The record is from RefSeq and is a predicted model, not a curated record. Gene Ontology annotation, molecular function: protein binding.